GCGGCCGAUCAGGAACUUCGAAACCGCCUGGCCGAAGCGUGUCGUCACACGAUGCUUCGGUUGGAACGACCUUGGGAUAGCAUCAGGCGUUACAACUACGCCGUGCAUGAUGUCGCUAUCGCCAAGACAGGCCAUUCCAUGGGCCUGUGGGCGGCUUUGGUGGCAGAAUCUCCAAACUCGGUUCACGGGUCGCAACUCGCCGAGAAGACCGGAGUUGAACUCGGCCUACUGAUGCGCCUCUUGCGCUAUGCGACUGCUCAGAGCAUGGUAGAGCAAACCGACGUGCAGUCCUUUCGAGCAAUCGAAGCCACUCGGACGCUUAGCAUGCCAAUGAUGAAUUCGGCGUUUACUGUUGCGACGGAGAUUCUCAUCCCCAGCGCUCUGUCCAUGGAUGCUUACUUCAAGUCGACCGACUUCAAAGAGCCUGCCGAUCGGGGCCACACGCUUUUCCAUCAGGCCUUCAACACCGAUCAGCACUGUUUCGAAUGGCUGUCGGCCAAGCCCGGCUUGGGUCAAGACUUCUUCAACCUCAUGAAGGUCAGACGCCAAGGACUCAAGGAUUGGCUCGACGGCUUUCCCGUGGAGAAGUACCUCGAUGUCAAGGACACCACUGAGCGCAUGCAGUUUGUGGACGUGGGCGGUGGAAAUGGCCAGCAGGCUCUUGCUGUCCUGAAAAGGCAUCCGGAAAUCGCAGGCAGAGUCGUUGUACAGGAGACUCCCACUCUGGGGGCCUUGGAGCAGCUCAAGAGCGAUCCCCAGGGCCUGAUUCCCAUGGCCACUGAUUUCUUCCAGCCUAACCCCCUGAAAGGCGCCAAGGCAUAUUACAUGCGCAACAUCAUGCACGACUGGCCGGACAAGGAAUGUCGGGUGAUCCUUGGUCACCUCCGAGACGUCUUGGAGGACGACUCCGUGAUCCUGGUGGAUGAUCUUGUCGUCGAUGACAUGGAGAUGCACUGGCAUCCGUCCGCCACCGACAUGACGAUGAUGACGCUUUUGGCUGCCAAAGAGCGGUCAUUGACGGAAUGGGAUGCUCUGAUCGAGUCGGCCGGGUUGGAG
This is a messenger RNA of Zymoseptoria tritici IPO323, 1056 nucleotides long. RefSeq lists its product as uncharacterized. NCBI's taxonomy places the organism in Eukaryota, Fungi, Ascomycota, Dothideomycetes, Mycosphaerellales, Mycosphaerellaceae. The record is from RefSeq and is a predicted model, not a curated record. The transcript has 2 exons. Gene Ontology annotation, molecular function: O-methyltransferase activity. The annotation marks the transcript as partial.